This is a messenger RNA of Calliphora vicina (urban bluebottle blowfly), 1995 nucleotides long. RefSeq names its product Kallmann syndrome 1 (gene Kal1). The record is from RefSeq and is a predicted model, not a curated record. Bases 238 to 1923 code for a protein of 561 amino acids. Gene Ontology annotation, biological process: neuron differentiation. The transcript is spliced from 7 exons. Gene Ontology annotation, cellular component: extracellular region; cell surface. Gene Ontology annotation, molecular function: protein binding; peptidase inhibitor activity. NCBI's taxonomy places the organism in Eukaryota, Metazoa, Arthropoda, Insecta, Diptera, Calliphoridae.
AAGUAACGAAACAACACGACAGACAAACAGACUGACAGACAGACAACAGAACAAAACGAAGAAGACGAGGACAAGAAUUGAGAAUAUUUGAAAUAUUUAAAUGUUUCAUCAUCAUCAUUGAAUUGUAACGACAACUAUUAUUUUAAAUAAAAAUUUUGAACAUGUAGUACUUAUAUACAUAUUAUUACUUAAAAAGAAGACAAUUAUAUUUGCUAUUAAUCCAGUCAAUAUAAAACAAUGAUCAAUAAAAUAUUGAAAUUUAUAAUUGUCACAUUAUGGUUACUGCAGUUACCUUUAACAGUUCAUUCACGCCAUCACAAUCGCAAUAGCGGCGGGGGACAGGGUGGCGGUGGCCGUUAUCGCUCCCUACAAACUCAACAAUUAUCGAAUAUCGAUGUACGUGAUAAAAUCCUUGAACUACAAUGUUAUGCCAAGUGCCAAGAAUCGUUGAGGGGCAAUAAUAUCGACUAUGAGCCCUGUCUAACGAAAUGUCAAAUGGAUAUGGUCAAAGCCCCCCGACGUGGCUAUUGUCCAGCCAUGCAAAAUGCCAUUUUUCAAAAUAUCAACGUACAACCGUUGCAAAAACUGUCGUGUCUCGACAACUGUAGCUACGAUUUCGAUUGUCCCGAAGUGCAGAAAUGUUGCAAUUCCGCCUGCGGACCGGUGUGUAUGCAGCCGAUUGGGGUGCGUGACGAUAGCCUGCUGCCGCCCAUACCAAAGAUACUUAAGUGUGGCCUUAUACCGCGAGAACAAAAAGUUGAAAUAACAUUGCAAUCGAAUUCAUCGUAUUACUUUCAUGUGGAGGUGCGUUAUCAUAUUGGCUCGUUGUUGUCGCCACGAAAAUUGGGCACCUGGCAGUAUCAGGCAGUGCAAAAAUUAGCAGAAAUUUUAGAUUUGAAUAUAUUGUUAACUACUGUAGCAUUUUAUUUGAGACCCGGACGUUGGUAUCAAGUGAGAGUGGCAGCUAUUAAUGCUUAUGGUUUUAGAGGUUACUCGGAACCUUCUCAGGCAUUUACUUUACCUAAUCAUCCCAAACCACCAAAAGCUCCAGCGGAUUUAAAAAUCGUCUCAUCACAUUUUGAUGGCAAACAUGUCAAUAUUAAAAUAGUAUGGUGUGCUUCCAAAUCGAAUCUUCCCAUUGAAAAAUAUAAAAUUAUAUGGUCCUUAUAUGUAAAUAAUGUACGCGAUGAAUCUCUAAUAUCCAAUGAGGCCUUUGUUAAGGAACGCCAUCAAUUUGAAAUACCCAAUUUAUUACCCGAUUCUAGUUAUUAUAUACAAGUGCAGGCCAUGUCUAUAAAUGGCAAAAGACGUUUAAAAUCAGAUAAGCACUCCAUUCUCUAUAAUACCACAAUAUCACCGACUCAAGCCUUUAGUCCAUUAAAAUGUGGCAAAGAACACCAACUCCUAAGAGAUGGUCUAAGUAAUGCAUUUAACGAUGAUAGAUAUUAUGCGAAAAAGAAUUUAUACAAUGAUGGUGGUGGCGGUGGUGGUAGUGCUUUAACGUCAUUAUCUUCAACUUCUAGUUCUAGUUCCAGUUCCAUUUCUAGUUCUACCAUCCUAAAUAUAAAUACAAAUAAUAAUAAUACUAGUACUUAUGUUUCUAAAGCGGAAAAAUUUGAUGUCAAAUAUCGUCCAAAUCGUAAACUGGGCAUGUUGGUGAUUAUAUCCGGUUUCUUUUCAAGAGAUGAAAAAAUUUAUGAACUUUGUCCCAUUGAAACGAACUGCGGAGAAGGUGAAUACAAUGCAAUACGUGUAAAUAAGGAUUCACUGGUUUUCAGCAAACUUAGUUACAACACAACCUACAGCUUUAAGCCGCGCAGUAAUUCGGUAACUGCCGAUGACAAUAUUAAGGGAAUAACAUUUACCACACCGAAAUGUGAAAUUUUUCGCAAAGGCCAUCCAAAAGCUAAUAUUAAGUGUUAAUACCUAAACAAAAUGAGAUUUUUUUUUAUAAUAAGAAAAACAAAAGAAAAAUUAUUUUUAAAAAACCAUAAA